AUGCUCCAGUUGACACAGCCUUGUUUGGUCUUGCUUCUUAUUGCAUUGGCAAAUGGAAGUGGUUACGGAAAUGGUAAAACAACAAAAGUUGUUGUAGAUAAAGGAAAUGGAUAUGGUUAUGAUGACGAUGCUUAUGGAAAUGGUAAAGCAAGCAAAAUUGUUGUUAAUAAAGGAAAUGACUAUGGUUACGAAAACGACGGUUAUGGAAAUGAUAAAACAACGAAAAUUGUUGUAAAUAAAGGAAAUGGAUAUGGUUACGAUCAUGACAGUUACGGGACCGAUAAAACAACAAAAAUUGUAGUAAAUAAAGGAAGUGGUUAUGGUUACAACGGUUAUAGAAAUAGAAGAACAAAUAUCAUUGUAAAUAAAGGAAGUGGAUAUGGUAAUGGUUACAACGGUUAUGGAAAUGGAUAUGGUUAUGGAAAUAUAUAUGGUUAUGGAAAUAGAUACGGUUAUAGAAAUGGCAGAACAAAUAUCAUUGUAAAUAAAGGAAGUGGAUAUGGUAAUGAUUACAACGGUUAUAGAAAUGGAUAUGGUUAUGGAAAUAUAUUUGGUUAUGGAAAUAGAUAUGGUUAUAGAAAUAUAUAUGGUUAUGGAAAUAGAUACGGUUAUAGAAAUGGCAGAACAAAUAUCAUUGUAAAUAAAGGAAGUGGAAAUGGUUACAAUAACAACGGCUAUGGAAAUGGAUAUGGCUAUGGAAAUAUAUUUGGUUAUGGAAAUAGAUAUGGUUAUAGAAAUAUAUAUGGUUAUGGAAAUAGAUACGGUUAUAGAAAUGGCAGAACAAAUAUCAUUGUAAAUAAAGGAAGUGGAUAUGGUUACAAUAACAACGGCUAUGGAAAUGGAUAUGGCUAUGGAAAUAUAUUUGGUUAUGGAAAUAUAUAUGGUUAUGGAAAUAGAUAUGGUUAUGGUGACAACGGUAAUAGAAAUGGAAGAACAAAUAUCAUUGUAAAUAAAGGAAGUGGAUAUGGUUACAAUAACUACGGCUAUGGAAACGGAUAUGGUUAUGGAAAUAGAUAUGGUUAUGGUAAUAUAUAUGGUUAUGGUGAUAACGGUUAUGGAAAUGGAAAAACAAAUAUCAUUGUAAAUAAAGGAAGGGGUUAUGGUUACAAUAACGGUGGCUUUGGAAAUGGAUAUGGCUAUGGAAAUAUAUUUGGUUAUGGAAAUAUAUAUGGUUAUGGAAAUAUAUAUGGUUAUGGAAAUAUAUAUGGUCAUGGAAAUGGAAAAACAAAUAUCAUUGUGAAUAAAGGAAGUGGAUAUGGUUACAAUAACUACGGCUAUAGAAACGGAUAUGGUUACGGAAAUAUAUAUGGUUAUGGUAAUAUAUAUGGUUAUGGAAAUGGAUAUGGUUAUGGUGACAACGGUUAUAGAAAUGGAAGAACAAAUAUCAUUGUAAAUAAAGGAAGUGGAUAUGGUUACAAUAACGACGGAUAUGGAAACGGGUAUGAUGAUGGUUAUAACAGUUACGGAAAUGGAAAAACAACAAAAAUUGUAGUAAAUAGAGGAAAUGGAUAUGGUUACAAUAACAACGGUUAUGGAAAUGAUAAAACUCACAUCAUAGUUAAUAAAGGACGCGGAUACGGUUACAAUAACGACGGUUAUGGAUAUGGUUAUGGAAAUGGGUAUGGUUAUGGUUACUAUGGUAAUGGAAAUGGAAAAACAAAAAUCAUAGUAAACAAAGGAAGUGAAUAUGGUUACCAUAACGACGGUUAUGGAAAUAUCAAAGACAAACUGUUUUAUAAAUAUUAAUGACGAGUAAGACUUUCCAAU
Molecule: messenger RNA, 1767 nt
Organism: Mytilus trossulus (common blue mussel)
Lineage: Eukaryota; Metazoa; Mollusca; Bivalvia; Mytilida; Mytilidae
Exons: 2
Coding region: 1-1746 (581 amino acids)
Source: RefSeq, a predicted model, not a curated record